Paraglomus brasilianum is the source of this 1311-nucleotide messenger RNA. The record is from the annotation of a GenBank genome assembly. NCBI's taxonomy places the organism in Eukaryota, Fungi, Glomeromycota, Glomeromycetes, Paraglomerales, Paraglomeraceae.
AUGAGAACACCUCAAUUUCAACUGCCUCUGCAUAGAUUAUUCCCCCGAUAUUUCCAUCCUCGAAGGCCAUUAUUUUCUCCCAUUGGUAUUGACAAACCGUCAAUUAACACUCAAAUACGGACCAUCAAAUCCAUUGGAAAGACCCAAGGACGGUUGAUAAUACUUGUGCAGGCUCAGGAUGGGCAGGUAAUUGUAGUGGAAUCGAGUCAGGAUCGACUAUCAUCUUCAUUGUUCGCUCAUCGAUCUGUCCGAAUAUUCUUUGUCGCAGGCUAUAAACUUCUCCAAGACAUCGACACGAAACAUUAUGAAGUUGUAGUUAUUUCUCCAAGGAAUUAUUUCGUAUUCACACCACUACUCGCUAGCACGUCAGUCGGUACAUUAGAGUUUAGAUGCAUUACCGAGCCAGUAAGAAGAUACUUGUCCAAUGUGAAGUUUUACCAGGCGUAUGCCGAUAGUGUUGAUUGGCUUACAAACACGAUUCACUGCACAUCAAAUCUCGAGAGAAAACGCGACAAGUUCGCUAUCGAAUUCGACAAUCUCGUCAUCGCAGUCGGCGCCAAUUCCAACACAUUUGGCAUUCCUGGUGUAGGUGAUCACGCGUUGUUUCUAAAGGAUAUCUCAGAUGCGCGGAGGAUCCGCCAGCGUGUAAUAGAAUGCUUUGAACAUGCUUCUCAGCCGGGCGUUACGGACGAGGAAAUUUUUGGAGCGUUGCAUUUUGUUGUUGUCGGUGGCGGACCUACCGGGAUUGAAUUCAGUGCAGAGUUACAUGACUUUAUCGUGGAAGAUAUGGCCCGAUUAUAUCCACAACUGAUGGCAAAAACAAGAAUGACCGUCUAUGACGUCGCUCCAGAAAUUCUUGGAUCAUUUGAUGUCGGGCUACGCGAAUAUGCCGCGAAAAAAUUCACGAGAAAAGGGAUACGUAUUAAGACCAAGCGUAGAGUGUUGGAGGUUAAGGAGAGAACGUUAGUUAUCAAAGGAGAAAAAGAGGUGUCAUACGGUCUGCUAGUCUGGGCAACCGGCCUGUCAGACAAUCCUUUCACUCGCGCAGUCGGUGAUCGAAUAAUGAAGGAUCAGUCUGCCAAGCGCCUCUUGACAGAUCAUUAUCUGCAAGUACUAGACAAGGAUACCGGAGCACCGAUAGAGAAUGUAUAUGCCCUCGGAGAUUGUGCGACGAUAAAAGAUUAUGAUUUACCUGCUACAGCGCAGGUUGCGAAUCAGAAGGCGGUUUAUUUGAGAAAGCUGAUUAAUAAACUCGGACGAGACCCAUUGGCUGAAGUCAAGCCAUUCAAAUUCUUUAAUAUGGGAAGGUAA